This is a messenger RNA of Prunus mume (Japanese apricot), 1434 nucleotides long. Its product is annotated as Ubiquitin fusion degradation UFD1 family protein. NCBI's taxonomy places the organism in Eukaryota, Viridiplantae, Streptophyta, Magnoliopsida, Rosales, Rosaceae. Gene Ontology annotation, molecular function: polyubiquitin modification-dependent protein binding. Gene Ontology annotation, biological process: ubiquitin-dependent protein catabolic process; ERAD pathway. Gene Ontology annotation, cellular component: VCP-NPL4-UFD1 AAA ATPase complex. The record is from RefSeq and is a predicted model, not a curated record.
UCCAAGACUCUCUCUUAACCUAUAAAAACCUCGGAACCCACCAUCUCACAAAAUUCACUGCUCAGACUCAGAGACUCAAGAGUCUCAGACCCAGCUGGCUCUCCUUAGGCCGCAAGAAAACCCAGCACCUCAACUCAACCAUCAUCCAUUACAGACAAAAAGGCAAUCAGUUCUGGGACCCAGUGAAAAUGGCUCAUGAAAACUAUCGCAUUUCUGCUUUUGAGCAGAGUUAUCGUUGUUACCCUGUCUCGUUUAUUGACAAGUCACAUCUGGAAAAGGGUGAUAAAAUUAUAAUGCCUCCCUCAGCUCUUGACCGCCUCGCAUCUUUACAGAUCGACUACCCUAUGUUGUUUGAACUUAACAAUCCUACUGUUGACCGAGUUACUCAUUGUGGGGUUUUGGAAUUUGUUGCUGAUGAGGGCCUAAUCUAUUUACCUUACUGGAUGAUGGAGAACAUGCUCCUUCAAGAGGGAGACAUUUGUCAAGUGAAAAACAAAAGCCUUGUAAAGGGAACGUAUGUGAAGUUGCAGCCCCACACCAAGGACUUUCUUGAUAUCUCAAAUCCCAAAGCCAUUUUGGAGACUACAUUGAGGAGCUACUCUUGUUUAACCACUGGUGACACUAUCAUGGUUCCUUAUAACAAUAAGAAGUAUUACAUUAACAUAGUUGAAACAAAACCCUCCUCUGCAAUCAGUAUAAUUGAGACGGACUGUGAGGUUGAUUUUGCCCCUCCUCUUGAUUAUGUGGAACCCGAGAAACCAGCACCUAUUACUUCGUCAAAGAAGAGACUACUAGAAGCCGAAGAAGAACCACCUGAAAAGAUACCAAAAUUCAGUCCCUUUACUGGUUCAGGAAAACGAUUGGAUGGGAAACCCUUGACACAAUCAGUUGCACAAGUUUCCUCUCCCAUACUCAAGCAGCACCAACUGGAGAGUGAAAAUGGAACCAAGGGUUCGAAGUCGUCAACUUGUGCUGCACGUCAACACUCUGGAAAGCUUGUGUUUGGAUCAAAUGUCAACCAGCCCACAAAUGAAACCCCAAAAGUUGCCCCAAAGAACAGCAGGCAAGAGCCUUCUCAGAAGGCAGAAGAUCCUUCUCAAAAGACAGAUGAGCCAAAGUUCCAAGCAUUCACGGGGAAGAAGUAUUCACUGAAAGGGUGAAGUUAAAGGCAUAUCCUUCAUCCAAAACAAAAGAAAAAAGAGAAGGCAUUUAUAUUCCAUCAAUUCUUUCUUAGAUGAAACAGUCAAGUGAUGUGGCAAUGGAAGGUCCAACCCUAGAAAGUGUUAUGCACAUGAAUGAUGCUUUUUGUCUUUGUGUAAAUAUCCAUAUGAACCAGAAGUUGGUAUGAAAUGACAAUUCAAACAUACCUUCCAUGUCGUACAGAUUAUGUGGAAUUUUGUUCAUAUAUUUAUAAUAUAUCUUUAUUUUCUUGAA